CGUUGUUUGAUAUAAUCCGGCACAUUUGAAGCAUCAAAAACUAGAAAAUGAAAGUGAGCUUCUUACCGCUACUUGCUUUAGUGGUUUCUACGGUAUUUGCCGCAGAACCAUUCAUUAGUAAUGCACAAACAACGGACAACUCUGAGUCUGAACAUCAGCACACAAACAACUGGGCAGUGAUCAUAUCUACCUCUAGGUUUUGGUUUAACUACAGACAUAUGGCAAACUCGUUAUCCAUGUAUCGUACAGUUAAAAGACUUGGUAUUCCAGAUUCACAGAUCAUCCUCAUGCUAAGUGAUGAUAUUGCAUGUAACCCAAGAAAUGCUUUCCAGGGUGAAGUUUUUAACAAUGCAGAUAGACAAUUGGAGCUAUAUGGUGACAAUAUCAAAGUAGACUACAGAGGAUAUGAAGUGACAGUUGAGAAUUUUAUUCGUUUAUUAACGGAUCGUUGGCCAAAAGAACAGCCAAGAAGUAAAAGGCUUUUGACAGAUGAAAACUCUAACAUAUUCAUAUACCUUACGGGCCAUGGCGGUGAUGAAUUUUUAAAGUUCCAAGAUGCUGAGGAAAUUUCCAGUUAUGAUAUUGCCGAUGCAUUUGAACAGAUGUAUGAAAAGAAGAGAUACAAUGAAAUUUUUUUCAUGAUUGAUACUUGUCAGGCUAACACCAUGUAUUCCAAAUUUUAUUCUCCUAACAUAAUUUCUUGCGGAUCAAGCGCCUUACAUGAAUCUUCGUAUUCCCAUCAUUCUGACACGGAAAUAGGAGUUGCAGUCAUUGAUCGGUUUACGUAUUAUACUUUAGAAUUUUUGGAAAAUAUCACUACAACCUCCAAGUCGACGUUACAAGAUCUAUUUGAUUCUUACACGUAUGAAAAGAUUCAUUCAAAUGUGGGAAUAAGUACAGAACUUUUUAACCGAGAUCCCAAGGACGUAUUGAUUACAGAUUUUUUUGGAAAUGUGCAGAAGACGGUGAUUGAUGAGCCAAGUGAAAAUUUACUUUAUGUUUACGAUGGCGAUGAGAUUGACUAUAGUGCGGAGACUAAAUUGAGGAAAGUGUAUGAUGUGUCCGAUUCGAAACGUCCCAAUGCUACCACCAAGUCUUCAAUCAGAAACACUAGCUUCGGAUCUAAUAAUGUGAUAACGCUAGCAUGGAAGGAAAACACAGAUUAUUUUUACUCAUAUGCAUUAACUGCGAUGAUCAUUGUCACAUUCCUUUUUGCUUACAACAAGCUUUGAGGAAGUUUAAUGAUUUGACUUUAGACGUAUACAAAACAUUAUCUCUUGAUAGCUAUAUAGUGAGCAUGUUAAUUCAACACACAACGAGUUUGAAUAGCCUGAUGACAUCAGAUUUCAAGUUCUUGU
Molecule: messenger RNA, 1358 nt
Organism: Pichia membranifaciens NRRL Y-2026
Lineage: Eukaryota; Fungi; Ascomycota; Pichiomycetes; Pichiales; Pichiaceae
Exons: 1
Coding region: 48-1232 (394 amino acids)
Biological process (GO): attachment of GPI anchor to protein; proteolysis; protein localization to cell surface
Cellular component (GO): GPI-anchor transamidase complex
Molecular function (GO): GPI-anchor transamidase activity
Source: RefSeq, a predicted model, not a curated record